Aspergillus mulundensis is the source of this 2274-nucleotide messenger RNA. RefSeq names its product glycoside hydrolase family 95 protein. Lineage: Eukaryota; Fungi; Ascomycota; Eurotiomycetes; Eurotiales; Aspergillaceae. Gene Ontology annotation, biological process: carbohydrate metabolic process. The coding region runs from base 1 to 2274 and encodes 757 amino acids. The transcript has a single exon. The record is from RefSeq and is a predicted model, not a curated record. Gene Ontology annotation, molecular function: alpha-L-fucosidase activity.
AUGUCCGAGCUUUGGUAUCAACAGCCCGCCGCUGGAUGGAACGAAGCGUUACCGGUGGGAAAUGGACGCCUUGGGGCGAUGGUCUAUGGCAGAACCGACACAGAACUGCUCCAACUCAACGAAGACUCGGUUUGGUACGGCGGUCCGCAGAACCGUCUCCCAGGGGAUGCCCUAGCAAACCUGCCACGUCUUAGGCAGUUGAUUCGAGAAGGCGCCCACAGGCAGGCAGAACAGUUGGUUCGUCGCGCAUUCUUCGCUUCGCCAAAUAGCCAGCGGCACUAUGAGCCUCUUGGGACGCUGUUUCUGGAGUUCGGACACCACUUUGAUGAGGUCACGGACUAUAGGCGGUCUUUGGACUUGAACGAGGGCAUAACUCACGUGCGCUAUGAGUACAGCGGUGUCAGGUUUCAUCGGCAAGUGCUCGCUAGUUAUCCAGAUGAUGUGUUGGUCAUACGGGUACAAGCUUCGCAACGCACUGAGUUCUUGGUUCGCCUUAGUCGACUUAGCGAAUUGGAGUACGAAACGAAUGAGUUUCUUGACGAUAUCGUGGUAGAUGGCCAAUCCAUCAAGAUCCAUGUCACACCUGGCGGCAAGAACAGUAAUCGGGCCAGCUGCAUAGUAGGCAUCCGCUGCGGAAGCGACGAUGAGGAACCAGGGAGGGUCGACCGUGUGGGCAACAGUCUCAUCAUCAACGCGCGCGACGCUCUGAUUGUGGUAGCAGCUCAGUCAACAUACCGUUGCAGAGAUACCGACCUUGACCGCACGACGAUUGCCGACCUCGAAUCAGCCCUCGGUCAUUCGGCUGAAGAGAUAUGGACUCGGCAUAUUAAGGACUACCAAUCUUUGUAUGGCCGCGUGCAGUUGCAACUGAGACCAGAUGCAUCAGAUAUACCAACGGAUCAGCGCAUUCUGAACGCACGAGAUCCAGGGCUUGUCGCCCUGUACCUGCACUACAGUCGCUACUUGCUGAUAUCAUGUAGUCGUCCUGGCAAGAGAGGAAACUCUGAUCGUGUCCUUCCUGCGACGUUGCAGGGUAUCUGGAACCCAUCGUUUCAUCCUCCUUGGGGAUGCCGCUACACGAUCAACAUCAACCUGCAGAUGAACUAUUGGCCUGCAAACGUGGGCAACUUGUCGGUGUGUGAGGAGCCCCUGUUUGCUCUGCUCGAGCGCCUUGCAAUCACUGGCAGGGAAACUGCACGCAAGAUGUACGGCUGCCGUGGGUGGACAGUGCACCAUAAUACGGAUCUGUGGGCAGAUACUGCACCUGUCGACCGCUGGAUGCCAGCCACUUUGUGGCCACUUGGCGGUGCCUGGCUUUGCACUCAUGUUUGGGAGCAAUUCCUUUUCAACAGGGAUAAGGCCUUCUUGAAUCGCAUGUUCCCAGUACUGCGUGGAUGCGUCGAAUUCCUGUUAGACUUUUUAGUAGACGACGCCUCGGGGCAAUACAAGGUGACCAACCCAUCGUUGUCACCUGAGAAUACGUUCUGUGAUGAGAAGGGCAAAGAGGGUGUGCUCUGCGAAGGCUCAACCAUUGACAUUCAACUUGUCCGUGCGGUGCUGGAAGCAUUUGUUGACUCGCUGGAGGUACUUGGUCUUUCGGAGGAUGAGCUCCUGCUCAGUGUGCAUGAUACUCUACGCCGCCUGCCCCCAAUGCGAAUUGGCGCGGAAGGUCAUCUCCAAGAAUGGAUGAUUGACUAUCGUGAGAAUGAGCCGGGCCAUCGGCAUGUAUCGCACCUCUGGGCUCUUUAUCCAGGCAAGCACAUCAACCUGGAAACUACACCCGAGCUGGCCAAAGCCAGUGCUGUCACUCUACAACGGCGACAGGCAGCUGGUGGCGGCCAUACGGGGUGGAGCAGGGCGUGGCUAAUCAAUCUUCAUGCGAGACUAAGAGAUCCAGAUCAAUGCGCAGAGCAUGUAGAACAACUUCUGGCGCGAUCAACUCUCCCUAACCUUCUGGAUACGCAUCCACCUUUUCAGAUAGAUGGCAACUUCGGCGGCGCCGCCGGAAUACUGGAGAUGUUAGUGCAGUCGCAUGAAGACGGCAUUAUACGAUUACUUCCUGCCUGUCCAGUAGGAUGGCGAAGUGGACGGCUUCGAGGCGUUCGCGCGCGUGGUGGAUUCGAGUUAGAAUUUGCAUGGGAGGAUGGAAUGAUCAGAGGCCCAGUUAUUGUAAAGUCAGACCUGGGACUUAGGGCAGUGGUCCAUUAUCCCAAUAACGGUCCAUGUAAGGUUGUGGAGGGUGUGGGUGUUAUGGUCUUGCAUGAGGACAAUUGA